Messenger RNA from Paramisgurnus dabryanus, 2130 nucleotides. It is a transcript of the gene atp1b1b, whose product is annotated as ATPase Na+/K+ transporting subunit beta 1b. The record is from RefSeq and is a predicted model, not a curated record. Gene Ontology annotation, molecular function: ATPase activator activity. NCBI's taxonomy places the organism in Eukaryota, Metazoa, Chordata, Actinopteri, Cypriniformes, Cobitidae. Gene Ontology annotation, biological process: sodium ion export across plasma membrane; potassium ion import across plasma membrane; intracellular sodium ion homeostasis. Gene Ontology annotation, cellular component: sodium:potassium-exchanging ATPase complex.
GCGAGAGCCGGGUACGGCUCCAUGUCAAGGUGGGCUUAGUGCUCCGGGAAGGGGUGUAGUGUUUUAAAGGAGGCAAGACAGGAGACACGAAGUUUAAGAGGACAAACUAAACUAUAUCAUUAAUCAUGCCUGCUAAAAACAAAGAAGAGGGUGGAUGGAAGAAGUUUUUAUGGAAUUCGGAGACGAAGGAACUUCUUGGACGAACAGGCAGCAGUUGGUCAAAAAUUAUCCUGUUCUAUCUCGUCUUCUACGGUGUCCUGGCUGGGAUUUUCAUUGGCACCAUCCAGGUUCUCCUCCUCACCUUGAGCGAUUACAAACCCACCUGGCAGGACAGAGUAGCCCCUCCAGGACUCGCCCAUUACCCUCGCUCGGACAAGGCAGAGCUGAUCUUCUCCCCAGAUGACGUCGAAACGUACCUGAAAUACACCAAAUCCAUGAGAGAAUUUCUAGCAGCUUAUGACCCUGAAAAACAGCAGGACCAAAUGAAGUUUGAAGACUGUGGAGAUCAGCCUCUGGACUACAAGAACAGAGGUGAUUUAGAGAGUGACAUUGGUCCGAGGAAAGCCUGUCAGUUCCAGAGAUCUUGGCUAGGGCCCUGCUCUGGUUUGGAGGACCGUAACUUUGGAUUUGCUGAUGGGAAGCCCUGCUUGAUUGUUAAGCUCAACAGGAUUGUGAACUUCAGACCAAGGCCACCAACAUCAAAUGAAAGCAUUCCAGCAGAGGCUCAACACAAAGUCCAAGCGAAUGUGAUUCCCCUACACUGCACAAACAGGAAAGAAGAAGAUGCAGGUAAGCUACGCGAGGUGAGGUACUACGGUAUCCAAGAAGGCUUCCCCCUUCAGUAUUACCCCUACUACGGGAAGAAACUGCACGAGCACUAUCUGCAGCCGCUGGUGGCCAUCCAGUUCGUCAACAUAACGCGGAACGAGGAGAUCCGCAUCGAGUGCAAAGUCUUCGGGGACAACAUUUAUUACAACGACAAGGAUCGCUACCAGGGACGAUUUGAUAUUAAAAUCGGUGUCAAGUCAUGACCUCUGAACUAGUGUACGUGCGCUCUCUCCCUAUUUAAAGGCAAACUAUGGCCCCUGUUCUGACUUGAGAUACGAAGAGAUGUUUGUGUCUCACCGGUCUUCCACAGCGUUUAACGGCGGGAUGUUUUUUUUCGAAUGUAUACGAGUGUCUCAUGUCAGAAAGUGGCCUCAUUGUAGUUUAGGAGAGAUACAUAAUUUAAAAAAAAAAAAAUUUGAAGAAAAAAACGAAUAUUUAAAAACACUAGUCUAAAACGUACCAUCUUAUACAUGUGGGACCUAACAUUGUCUGUACUCUUUACUUCGCUUUUUACUACCGCUACCAGUCUAAGGGUUAGAACGUACUGUAUACACCUGGAAGCUUAGCCAUAGCGUAGGAUAUUUAUUCCGCUAGCGAAUGAAAACUGUCCGUGAUCAAAAGGGGCAUGUUUGUUUUACUGUAAAUGACAUUUUUCCAGUGUAGCCAGCACUGUUUUGUCCCUCUUGUAUUGUAUUGCUGCCUGUGUGAUUCCCUUAUAUUUAGUAAGUGCACAGUAGUCGCAUAUGUAGGUCGUCUAAAGCCAUGCCAAGUGUGUGAUUUAGCUUCAUUGUCAAACAUGCCUACGUAUGUGUAUAGUUAUUUAACGGAAGCACACCGGACUCUUAUAUCAUUGCCUUUCGGGGGUAUCGAUGUUUUCUCUCUGCAUCUUUUAGGUGUGGUAGGUGGGUAUUUAUAACUUUCUUUUCUUGAGAAUCACUACAAUGUAGGGAAGAUUGUUCUUCUAUUUAAUUCUUGUCGUUCACUCGUCGCUUUUAUUUGUACGACUUUAAUUUUUUUAUUCGUCUUUGUAUCGACGACAUCACGUGGUGCGGUUGACUAUUCUUAAGCGUUCUGUUCUUGCACAUGCUCCCUUUUUGCAGAAAUCGUCAUGAAUGUUUUCAAAUGCCAAAGCCAUUAAGAUUAUUCUAGUUUCUGUCAAAAGAAAUGCAAUACCCCGUCCGUUGGGAUCCUCUUUAGGUGUGCGCAGUCAGUGUAAACCAUCAGAAAUGUCAAAUUUCACGAGUCCCAUGUUGAAACUAAACUGGAAUAGACUAACCAAAAUAAAGUUGAGCCUCUAAAGUU